This is a messenger RNA of Fusarium redolens, 401 nucleotides long. RefSeq lists its product as uncharacterized. The record is from RefSeq and is a predicted model, not a curated record. The transcript is spliced from 2 exons. NCBI's taxonomy places the organism in Eukaryota, Fungi, Ascomycota, Sordariomycetes, Hypocreales, Nectriaceae. Bases 217 to 399 code for a protein of 60 amino acids.
GGUAGGUAGUGUUGAAGUAUGCAACACCGUCUCAACAAGUUCUGUGACAAUCGAUAAAGCAGACAGUGGAGAUGUAUGAGCUCGGCCAGAAUGCAUGGAAAACAGAGUUCGCCAUAGGGCUGAUUUAGAUGUUAGAAGAGACGAAAAAAAGAUUUCUUUGGUGGUGCGUGAGCAGACUUGGCGUUGCAACUGCGCCAAAGACGAUACCGUAUUAAUAUGGCAAUCAUCCGCGUGAGCAUUUGUCGUUCAUGCACUGUAUUACAGGCCUUCUCCGCAUCUGAAUCUAGAACACUCUGUGCCACGACUUUGCAUUCAAUUGACAGAUUUGUGUCUGAAUAUCACGAAUAUUCUGUCUGGUUUGAGAGCAAGGCCCCACGUGGUAUAAUCGCCGAUGUCUGAGA